This is a messenger RNA of Penaeus monodon (black tiger shrimp), 7359 nucleotides long. RefSeq lists its product as uncharacterized. The record is from RefSeq and is a predicted model, not a curated record. NCBI's taxonomy places the organism in Eukaryota, Metazoa, Arthropoda, Malacostraca, Decapoda, Penaeidae. Gene Ontology annotation, cellular component: plasma membrane; nucleus. Gene Ontology annotation, molecular function: protein binding. Gene Ontology annotation, biological process: signal transduction. Bases 7 to 6351 code for a protein of 2114 amino acids. The transcript has 16 exons.
GUCAGGAUGUUAAAGUGGACUCUCCGCAACCCCAGUGACGCCCCUACGCCCCCUCCGCCCGAAGUAAGGUACCAAGUGCGAGAAGCGGAGGUUAAACUCAACCUCAAGGACUCAAACAAAUGCUGGAUGGAAAACCAGGUAAAAGUGGCCCAGGUUCGGUCUACCUCGAGGAUCCUGGGAACAUCCAAAGAAAACGGAGAUGAGCUCUGUCAUGAGAACGGGAAACUCGGCCACGGGAAGGAGAACGAAUCUAUUUUCAAGAAGUGGAUUUCUUCCGCACACAGCGACGAAGACAAGAAAAGAAAACGACAUCACAAACACAUAAGAUGUAACCCGCUGGACCCGCUUCGCCUCUUCUCCGGCGAGGUGACCGACAGCGACACCGGCAGCGUGUACAUGAAGCUCGACCACACCCCCGCCGCCCUCCAACCCCGCCCGCAAGUCGUCGCCACCACGGGGCCGCACGACCCCCGCAGGAAGCCUCUCAUCGACAUCUCCAAUGGUGACUACAGCGACCUCAGGAAGCAUCUCCAACAAAUCUCCGCCUCGCACCUCCACCAUCCCUAUCACCACCAUCACCACCACCAUCACCAACAGCAGCAGCAGCAACAACAGCAUCAGCAUCAUCAUCAUCAUCACCAUCACUCGGAGUUGCCUCCUUAUCUCCAACAAUUUGCUCCUUCCUCGCGCCAUGUUCACCAUCAUCACCAACAUAGUUAUGUUCAGGAGGGACAGUUCCAAACUGCCCUUGGCCACGCCCACCUCCCCCGCCCAGAGCCCCUGGGCGCCACCGCCUCCCAGGCCAACCUCCUCCGCGGGCACCGCCAUCGCUCGAGCUCUUCCUCCAGAUCCAGAUCACGUUCCUCGUCGCGGUCGCGCCCCAUGGCGGCCGUGAACUCCAGCCUCCUGGCCGGGAGCACCGUCGCCUUUCCCACCACGACCGUCGCCGUCGCCUCCGCCACCACUACCACCACCACCAUCACCACCACCAGCAACUGUCGAGGCAUGGCGGAAGGGCAGAGCCAGUCCCGCCUCCAUGAAGUUCGGGGAGCGUCCAUAUCCUCUUCCUCCUCCUCGUCGUCCUCCACCAACGCCCUCAAGAGGCAUUCCAUCGCCGACAUCCCGACGGAGUCCUCCUUCCGGGGCGUGUGGGAGAUCCAGAAGGCGCGGCGAGGGCGGUCGUCGAGCCACGAGAGGAAGCGGGACGACUCGCGCGAGAGGGUGCGGCUCCCGAGGUACAGCAGAGACCGGAGAAAAGAGGACGACGAGCAGCCGGAGGACAGAGGUCGGCAGGGCAGCGAGCGGGUCGAGGGGCGGAGGGCCAGUCGCGAGAGGGCCAAGGACGAGCCGAUCUACGAGAAGGUCGGCAGCGCGAACACCUCCGGCUCAAGUAUAACCUCCAAGAAAUCCAAGAGCAUCUCGGGCUCAAGCAUCAGCUCGAGGAAGAGCCAGAACUCGUACGACAACGCCAUCUACAUGUCCAUGAAGGAUUUGCGAGCGCACUGCCAGCUGGAGGACGUCGAGGAGUGGGACAACGACCACCUGUACUCCUCCCUCCACGUGCGGAUCUCGCCCGACCCCAACAAGACGCCCGUGCACAUGCGCGACCACCUGUACGAAAACAUGCUCUACUUGCCCAUGACGGAGAUCAAGAACGUGCUCAAGAAGUCGCUGGACCGCAGCCGUCCCCUCCCGGACCCCCCGAACUUCGACGACCAGAGCGAGCUGGACGAUACCUGCGCCUUCACCUCCGAGCCUCAGAAGGACAUCCACAAGCCCGUGGCCAUCAAGAUCUCCAACGACCUCAUCGCUCGCUUCGGCAAGUCCCCCAACGACAGGCAGCACCCGAUGCCGCAGUACGGGCUCUACAUCGCCUCCCAGCCGUCCAAGAAGCCGUGCAAGAUCGCGGAGGGCUGCCAGGAGGAGGAGGUCCACUCGAGUCACGAGGCCAAGCCCACCAAGGUCUACAAGAGCACGGGCCAGCACGUCCACAUCAACUAUUCCGAGAAGCACACCGAGCCCACCAUCCCACUGCACAACCUGAGGCCUCCUCCGCCGCCGCCUCCGAGAAAAUGCAAGUCAGGCCAGAGUUCGAGCAUCACGAAGAGCAAGUCAAAAUCAAAGGCCUCGAGCAAACAGAAAUCCGAGUCGCACCUUCCUGUCAUCUACGAAAACACUCGCCAGGAGGAAGAGCUGACUCAGUCUGCGAAAAAGCGAAAACUGCGGCACAGUAUGGCGAUAGAAUUUAGUUUUGACGACGACGAUGGUCCCAUUAACAAAUCGUCUGAAGACGCCAGCGUCGAGGGUUCGACUCCUCGCGGUCAUAACACAUCGAGCAGUGAUAACCCUGAUAGCGGUGUUUCCGAGGGCAUCACUACGCCUUUGGUAAGUCCCAUGAGCGCCCCGAGAAGCCCACAGACUCCGCGAAGUGACAGUUUACUUGAGGAACCCUGCACACCCCUCAGCAUGGAGGAUCUACACUCAUUCAAAGAAAACGGUCAGGCAAAGCUAACUAAGGAAAACGUUGAGGCGAGCAGGAACUCAACCAUUUUUUCUAAUGUGUCCCACGAUAUCACUGAUCCUCGUUUUCUUGAAAGUUUUCUCAAAGACGGACCAUUCUCUCGCAGAAGUUUUGCAGGACAAUCUAGUUUUCUUACUGAAGCAUGCAUUGACGAUAUGUUUCAUCAGAUAAAACCCCCAUCUUUGCAGCAAACAAUGUCUAGCAUUUCAUGUUCACACUUAGACUCAUUUUGUCUUAGUCCUAAACAAUACUUCGACACGCUAAAGAGUAAAAGCGCUGAUGUGAGUAAAAUGUUAUUAAGUGCUGUAGGAAGAAAUUUAUUUUCUGAAUCGACCAAAGUUUCCACGCCGAACCGCAAUGCCGCGCAGCUGGACACGUCCGCGUCGCGCCGCCAUUCCGUGGCCGGCCUGGAGGACAUUUCCCGUAGACUUUCGAAGAUCGAGUUCAGCGACGACACCUCGCUGUGGGGGAUGGAGGUGUCCGACCACUGCGACUCGGCUCUCAAGAAGUCCAAGUCGCUGCAGUGUCUGAGCUCGUCGGCGGCGCUGUCCUCCCCGCCCAACGUCCCCCUCAUGGAGUCGAUGGCGGAAAUAUUAAAGGACCCCGAAGCGAGAUGCGAUUCCCGGCCCUUCCGCGGCCUGGACGUCAAUGGCGAGCAAACGAGCCCCAACACAAGUGAACAAUCGGGACAAUGGUGGGCAGGAGGCUGCGGGGAGGAGGACGAAGGGGGGGAGAGAGGCGGGGGGCGGGCCACAAAAGGGUCAGGUAGGGCAGGUGGGCAUGCGGACGGUGCGACGGGCUCACUCGCGUCCUCGCCGGCGUCCCAGCACCACCAGCCCCCGCCCGCCGCUGCCCAGCCCAGCCCGACCCACCACCUCUCCCCGAACAGAAACCCGACACUACCACUUCCGGUGGAGAUGAGCGGUGGGCUGCAUCUGGCCGUGGGGCACGAGGGUGCCUGCUUCUCAGUGCCUCUCGGGCCGUCAUCCUGUGAGGACAGUGCUCGGCCAGACCUGAGUCAGUGCGUUAGUGGUUGUGGCGACUCCGAGUCUCAGGACGGCAGCUUCAAGGACCCGCUGACGGCGCGGCAGCAGCGGCGCCGAGAGGAAAGUUCGUACCGCUUACAGCGCAUGUUACAAGACAAUGCGCAACCGCUGGUAGAGGACGAACCCGAGGAAUCCGUGAGCGCCGAUUGGUCUAUGGAAGCUCUGCUGGACGAGUACUCGACCUUCGACCACCAGGACCUCGACGAAGAGCUGAGCGAGGGAGCGCCUCCCUCCCCAGACUCCGUGGCUGACUCCAUCAGCCUGUGUACACUCGACAGCGACGCGGCUGACAACGUGUUCCUCAGCCCGAAAUUGGUCGAGAAGAUUAAGCAAGUGUCGGAGGAGAAGAUGUUGGCCAGGCUGAGGAAGUCGUUCCGCAGCAAGAAGGGGAAGGGCGCCCCCGCCGCCGCCACCACGGCUCCUGCCGACGCCCCCGUGGCCCCGAAGGUGGGAAUCUUCAUGUUCGUGGACAACCCAAUGUACUUAAGUCCUGAUGUAAAGAAAGAAGUGAAAUUUGUGAGGCCUCACAUUGCAAAAAAUGAGGACGAAGGACGCAACAAUGUCUGGUAUGUGGGAAACCCCAUGUAUCACUCGCCAGAGCCGAGCAAGGUGAGAAAUGUGAACUACGAAGUGAGACAAAAGGUGUUGUGCGAAAAGGAAAACAUGCGGAAUUCGCGCAUCGCGAAAGUCGUGUGCCAGAACAACAACAACCGGAAGCCACUGGCGAACAUCUGGCUGCAGAGCAACCCGUGCUACGAGUCGCCGGACAUCAAGACUCUGCAGGCCAAGCAGACCGGCGCCGCCCACCGCCUGGCGGCCAAGGCGCACGAGAGCACCUACCUGACGCCAAUCCCAGUGAAGCCGCCGAGGGACUUCGCGCCGCGCCCCACCGUCGUCCCGGCGCCGAAUCCCGUGCCCCAGGAUGACGACGACGACGACAUCCUGGACCACCAGAAGUUCCUCGACCACGAGUACUGCACCAUCCCCGGGGACGAAUCCGACUCGUGGGUGACCCAGUCCACGGCCUCGAGGAAGAGCGACUCCCCCUUGGCCAGGAGGAGCCUCGAGUUCGGCGCCUCCUGCAAGACGCCCAAGGGCAAGAAGGGCGUCAGGGUGGCCCGCUCGCCCGUCACGCCGUCGCGGCUCUGGAGGCAGACCACCAGGACGCAGCACUCCACGCCGAGGAAGUACCAGGGCACCUUGGAGAAGAACCUGGACACGGGGGCGCCGCUGGGCACGCGCUCGCACAGGACUCCCCGGGCCGUCAAGAGGGGCAAGAAGACCCGCGAGACGUUCCCGAACGAUUCUCCCUCGCCCACUCCGCCCCCGCUUCCCGCGCGCCCGCACCACACCCUCCGCCACUACGACAACGACCGCUCCAACGACACCGUCGGCCUGGAGGACACGAACGACUUCCAUCGUAAGCCGCAGGACGACCUCGACGACACGGCCAAGUUCCAGCUCCCGCCCGACAGCGUGUACGAGAGCAUCACCUUCCUGGAGAGGGGCGUCGACCCCCACGACCUGCCGCCGGGCUACACGCCCCGCCGGCACCACCUGCGGCGUCCGUCGGGCAACUCCUCGGCCCUGACGCUCUCCCCGGCCCUGAGCCGCCCCUGCUCCUCCAGGGGCAGCCGAAGCAGGAGCCAUUCAAAAAACGGGCUGCGGCCAGGUUCCCCUUGCGAGGGGAGCCUGAGGGCGCGGGCGCGGAGGGGAUCCACCACGAAGAAGGUCAGCAAGAAGUACCGCGCCAGGGACGUGCUCGCGGGAAAGGGUCAGCUGAAGCUAGCAGUGUACGAGAAUUUCGGCCUUCUUACCAUACACAUUAUCGAGGCAAGGAAGUUAAAGUCACGGUAUUCUAGUGUGUGCAACCCGUAUGUCAAGAUCUCCCUGGUGCCGGACUGCGUCGAGAGGACCUUCUGCCGGACGCCGCUGAUCCGCGCCACCAACGCCCCGAGCUUCGACCAGAAAUUCAGCUUUGACUUUCUUCCCGAAGACCUGGAUAAGCGCCUCCUGAUCUCGGUCUGGAGUCGAGAUACCUUGAGGAAAAGGAGCGAAUUCCUUGGCUGUAUGUCCUUCAGCGUCGCCCAUAUAUCAAACAAGCGAGUGCAUGGCUGGUUUCGCCUGCUGACGGAGACGCUGGGAAGGAGAAAGCACUUCGCUGUGUCCUUCCUCAACGCCACCACUUCCGGAGAGACGUCUAAGAGCAAGAUGGAGGAGGUGCUUAUCCUCGACGACAAUCAACCUCCUACCACAGCGCACGACCCGACGAAACACCGCGACAGACUAGAUGUUAACACUACGGGCUUGAAUCUGAACGAAAAUGAGCUUGUGGGCAGCAACAACAUACAACAACAACAGCAACAACAGCCCAAGGGUCAGACUCCAUACACCAUCACUGUCACUGUUGUUCGGGGAAACCAAGGUUUCGGCUUCAGCGUGGCGUGGACGAAGCCGCCCCGAGUCGAACGCGUGGAGCCGGGUCUGCCAGCCGAGCAAGCCGGACUGAAGCCUGGAGAUUACAUCAUCUUCGUCGGGCAGUUUAAUGUCGUGAAGUAUGAGGAGGAACAGGUGCUCGACAUCAUAAGGGAUAGUGGCGACGUACUGUCCAUGGAGGUCUAUCGCCGCGGCGUCUCGAAGCACCCCCGAGGCCUCGUCAACGGCUUCGUCCCGUCUCGAACCGCUUCGGAACAGGGACUCGUCAACGGAAACGAAUCCCACCCUCGCAAGAAGCUCAGUCACAUUACCUUCAACACGGAGGUAGGAUGGGGCUUGAAUGUGUGAUGUGGUUGGCCCUGACAUAUCCUUGAGUAUGUGGCCGUAGGAUGGGCUGUGGUGAGACGUGUUGGAGGAAUGGGGGCGUCGGAUCCUUAAGUAUGUGGAGACUGGAAGGGCGCUGCUAAAACGUGUGGAGGAUGUGAGUGGCUCGAGAAGAAUAAGAUUGGUUUUCGUCAGAAGAUUUGCUUUUUAGUCCAAUCAUUUUUCUUGAGAUUUUAAAGGAUUUUUUUAAAUUAGAUUGACAGUGAAGGAUUAGAGAGUUCCUAAUCGGAGAUGGGAGCUAAAUAUGUGAAGGAUUGGCCUGGCAGUAGGUAAGGGCUAAAAUCUCAGAUCUUUUAUUGGGAUUACACUCUGAUCCUGAAGGUAGGAUGGAAGUUUCACCUGUGAAGGAUGGCAUAAGGCCCUUUCAUGCGUGUCUAUACCCAUUUCCAAAUCCUGCCUCCUCUCUUCCUUUUUCUCUUCUCUUCCUAUGCACCCAUUUCUUGCUUUUACUUUGCAGUACUAUAAAAGUGCAAGUUAAUGACCAUUUUUUCCUAUUUUUUGGAAUUUAACUUCUUUUUGGAAUGAUUGAAAAAAAAAUGCUGCUUGCUUCUGCUUUCGUGAGCAUGACGUUUAAGACUUCCUUUGAACAACAUAAUUGCACAGAUUUAGACAUAUGGGCAUGAACACAUACGCUCAUGACGCUAAAAGAUAACUCACGCGAUCAAAAUAGAGAGAUGUGAAAUUCAUUUGUAAAUACUUUCUGAAACAAGAAUAUUGGCACAGACUUAAAAUCUAUAUCAAUUAUCAUGUUUAAACUUAUGAAACUCUUUUUUCCCUUUUUUUCUGUAUUACGAAAUUUCCAUGAUUUUUAUUGCUGGACCAAAUCGAUUUUUUUUUUCUAGUUGUUUUAGAAAUCUAACAUUGACAUAUUGACGAUAGCACUAAUUUUAGCCUAGGAUCUUCCCUCUUCACUAUCCUAUCUCUAUAUUAAUUAUAUCUUUGAAGAAAACAUUGUGAUAAUUGACUAUAUAU